This is a messenger RNA of Ochlerotatus camptorhynchus, 623 nucleotides long. It is a transcript of the gene maf-S, whose product is annotated as maf-S. Gene Ontology annotation, cellular component: nucleus. The record is from RefSeq and is a predicted model, not a curated record. The coding region runs from base 59 to 502 and encodes 147 amino acids. Lineage: Eukaryota; Metazoa; Arthropoda; Insecta; Diptera; Culicidae. Gene Ontology annotation, biological process: regulation of transcription by RNA polymerase II. The transcript is spliced from 3 exons. Gene Ontology annotation, molecular function: DNA-binding transcription factor activity, RNA polymerase II-specific; RNA polymerase II cis-regulatory region sequence-specific DNA binding.
GAAAAAAAACUCCAUUCCAGUAAGCCUCAGUACAGUUUCCAGCAUAAUCGUUCCAGUAAUGCCACAGGACAUCAAACGGGAACGAAAAAGUACACAGUCAACGAUGCAUUCGAAAAGAAGUCACUGGAAUGAAGCUCCCCUCUCGCCGUGCCCCAUUCCGGACAUCAGUGACGAUGAGCUGGUGUCGAUCUCCGUCCGGGACCUGAACCGCACGCUCAAACUGCGUGGAUUAACUCGGGAUGAGAUCGUCCGUAUGAAGCAGCGCAGAAGGACGCUGAAGAACCGCGGCUAUGCUGCCAGCUGCCGUAUCAAGCGGAUCGAACAGAAGGACGAACUUGAGACGGAAAAAUCGCAGGAAUGGCGCGAUAUGGAGAAGAUGCACGAACACACCAACAGGAUGCGGGACGAGGUCGAUGCUCUGCGCAACAAGUACGAGGCGUUGCGGAAGUUUGCCAUUGACGAGAAGAUUCCACUGCCGCCGGAGUUGGAUAUUUUAGGAUAGAUAGAAUGUGGAUUCCAUUAGUAGGUAGCUGUCGAGUGGCGGGUGGUUUCGUAGUUUUACGUUACAUUUAAGUUCAUGUUGUUAUAUUUACCUGAUCAUCUAGAUUAAUUUUUUUAACUUA